AUGGUUGAAGAUAGGUAUAGAGUAGAGAAACCAAACUUUGAAGCGCAGAAAUUCUAUGAUAUGUUAGAUGCAGCAAAACAGCCGUUAUAUGAUGGUUGUAGAGAUGGUAUUUCACCUCUUUCAGCUGCAACAAGGAUGAUGUCUAUUAAAACAGAUUAUAACUUAAGCGAAGAUUGUGUUGAUGCGAUAGCUGGUUUUGUGAAAGAUAUAUUGCCGGAAGAUAACCUUUCACCAGCUACCUAUUAUGAGAUACAAAAGUUAGUUUUAGGGUUGGGUUUGCCCUAUCAAAUGAUAGAUGUUUGCAUCGACAACUGUAUGCUAUACUGGAGAAGGGAUGUUGAUCGUACUAGUUGUCGAUUUUGUCACAAACCACGGUUUCAAAAAACAAGUCGAAAGACUAAAAUCCCGUAUAAGAGAAUGUGGUACUUGCCAAUAACAGACCGACUAAAGAGGUUAUACCAAUCCAAACAUACCGCCGAGGCUAUGAGAUGGCAUGGUGAACACAACAGCAACGGAGAAAUUGCUCAUCCAUCAGACGCAAAAGCCUGGCAACAUUUUCAGUCAGUGUAUCCUAGUUUUGCAUCUGAGAGAAGAAAUGUUUACCUUGGAUUAAGUACGGAUGGAUUCAACCCGUUCGGAAGCCAUGGGAGACAAUAUUCUCUUUGGCCAGUUAUUGUAACACCAUACAAUUUACCUCCAUCAUUGUGCAUGAAACGAGAGUUUCUCUUUCUCACAAUUCUAGUUCCUGGUCCUGCGCAUCCUAAAAGAUCCCUUGAUGUCUAUUUGCAACCAUUGAUUCAUGAGUUGAAAAUGCUAUGGGCCGAAGGAGUUGAAGUGUAUGAUAUAUCUGCUAGGGAGAAUUUUAUAAUGCGUGCAGUGCUUAUGUGGACCAUAAGUGACUUUCCCGCAUACGGAAUGUUAUCUGGAUGGACAACACACGGAAGAUUAGCGUGUGACAGUGGUUUGAUUGUCAUAGACGAUAUCUACCCCAUGACCAUCCCUAAAUGUGGGGGAGAUGGGCAUGAUCCAGUUUAUGGAUAUGGCGAAAAUCACAACUGGCACAAGAAAAGUAUUUUUUGGAAGUUGCCGUAUUGGGAGAACCAUUUACUUAGGCAUAAUUUAGAUGUGAUGCAUAUAGAGAAGAAUAUCUUUGACAACAUCAUGAAUACCAUUCUCGAUGUCAAGGGAAAGACGAAAGACAACCUGAAGUCCAGAUUAGACUUGCCAGAUAUAUGUGCCCGAGAAUCUCUCCACGUGGAUGGGAGAGGAAAACUUCCAAUGCCUAUUUAUCGGUUAGAUGCAGCUGCAAAGCAAGAGUUCUUCGACUGGAUUAUAGAUAGCGUCAAAUUCCCAGAUGGAUAUGCGUCUAAUCUAAGGAACAGUGUUAAUCACGAAGAAAGAAAGUUUUCUGGAAUAGCAGCUUUCUUUCGAGAUUUGUGCUCGAGAUCAUUAACAGCAGAUGGAAUCAGAAACUUGAAAGAAAAGAUUCCGAUAAUCCAAUGCAAUCUCGAGAAGAUUUUUCCACCUUCCUUUUUUGAUGUUAUGGAGCAUCUUCCAAUCCAUCUCGCUCGAGAAGCAGAACUUGGGGGCCCGGUUCAAUAUCGAUGGAUGUACCUGGUUGAGCGUUCUAUGUAUCAUUUCAAGCAGAAAGUGAAAAAUUUAAGCCGAGUUGAGGGUUCAAUUGUUUCACAAAGCAUCAAUGAGGAAACAUCCCAGUUCGCUGCUUACUAUUUUUCCCCCGAAGUACAAACUAAAAGUCGAAAACCAUCAAGACAUGAUGAUGGAGGGCAGAGAACAGUUUAUCCUGUCGAGGUGCCUACCAUAUUUUCCCAAAUUGGUCGAGUAAGUGGAAAAGGAAAAAGUAGAAGACUCACCGAACAAGAGCACAUGCACUUACAUAAGUACAUUUUAGCAAACUGCGAAGAAGUAAUGACAUACGAAAGGAUUUACAUGGAGCAAAUAAGGGGUGCAUAUCCUAAUUACACUGAAGAUCAGCUUUCUGCACUAAAGGAAAACGAGUUCGUAAAUUGGCUAAAAUUCUAUGUAAGGUUUCUCUUGUCCAGAGGAGAUCCUAUUCAGCCAUGGUUAGAGGAGUUGGCCCUUGGUCCCAAAUUUGUUGCUGUGUCGUACCCGAUGUAUUGCACGCGUGGAUAUGCUUUUAAGAUUUUCAGCGAAAACACUACGCAGCCAACUAUAAAUCAUGGUAUAUCUGCUAGAUCUGGCGAAGUAAUCUACUAUGGUAUUUUGCGUGAGAUAUUGGAGAUUCACUAUCCGGGGAUCCUUAAUUUUAGGUGUGUUGCCUUCUUUGCUGAUUGGUACAACCCGAUAGUUGGAUAUGGUGUACGAAUUGACGAGUUCGGAGUAACAUCAGUUCAUUCCAGAAGAAGUCUUGCAAACUAUGAUCCGUUCAUUCCGGCUUCACAAGCUGAUCAAGUCACUUAUAUUCGGUAUCCUCGUGUGAGGAAUAAACAAGACCCUUGGAUCACCGUGACCCAUAUAACUCCACGGGGGAAAUUGGAAGGAGUUUCGGAUAAGGCUGCGAUGCAACAAUCCUCGAGCAAUGCCAUAGGUGAUCUUCUUGUUGAUGGCACCGAAAUUGAUCUUGUUGUUGAUUUUACGGGUGUAGGUGCCAACGAAGUAUUCUCAGAUUCGGAGUCGGAGAACGGAGAAUUCAACGAACACUCGGGUUCGUCAGCUACCAAUUCGUCUAAUUUGGAUUAA
Molecule: messenger RNA, 2721 nt
Organism: Brassica napus (rape)
Lineage: Eukaryota; Viridiplantae; Streptophyta; Magnoliopsida; Brassicales; Brassicaceae
Exons: 5
Coding region: 1-2721 (906 amino acids)
Source: RefSeq, a predicted model, not a curated record